Molecule: messenger RNA, 2301 nt
Organism: Drosophila albomicans
Lineage: Eukaryota; Metazoa; Arthropoda; Insecta; Diptera; Drosophilidae
Exons: 6
Coding region: 47-2086 (679 amino acids)
Cellular component (GO): extracellular matrix
Molecular function (GO): protein binding
Source: RefSeq, a predicted model, not a curated record
ACAGACAAGCGAUAUAAGUCAAGCGGUCACAGUGCUUAAGAAAGUGAUGGGCAAUUUAAGUUCUUAUCUCGGCAAUAUGGAUACUGUCGCUAUAUCGAGUGCGCCACCAAAAUGCCUAAAGGUCCAGUGCCGAAUUAUUUGUUUCAACGGUCGCCAGAGUGAAAUCGUUAAAGAUAUAAAAAAUGCAUUGUUGGAUGAUAGUUCCUGCAUCGUCAUUGACGAACUUCAUCUCUACAACUACAAUUUCCUGAAUGCUGUGGUUCCAGUGGGAUUUCUAGGCGAAUUCACCGAUAAAGUAAAGUUAAUUUACAUUGGCAUCUCGAAUAUAACUGCUAUCGAAAGCGGUGCAUUCGGUAACGGAAUAUUCAAGAAAAUAAUGUUGGAAGAUCUUCAGCUGGUUAAACUCGAUAAGGCGUUCUUCACCAACAUAACCCAUUAUUUCAAGGGCAUUUCAAUAAUGCAGGAUAAAGUGCCGCUGCAAAAUGUCUACCCAGAUUUCUUGGAUAUUGUUCAAUUUCAAAUACAAUAUCUACGACUACGCACUGGCAUCACUUGUGUGCGCAAUUUAACUGCAACGGAUCCAAUCCUUGCAGCAGUUACUAAUGCGGACUUUAGUUACAAUAAUUUCGGUGAUGAAUUGCUGGACGAUUCGUUCAGGAAAUUAACUAUGCUCGAGAAGCUAAUUUUGUCCAACUCCAAUAUUUCUUAUUUGCCUCAUUAUAUUUUUCAAGAUAUGAAAUAUUUAGAGUUAUUGGAUAUAUCAAACAAUAAACUAAUGACAAUCUCCAAAAUCAUAUUCGGUAUAAGCGACAUUUCGACGAAUUUGGUAGUAAUUGCAGAAGAUAAUAAUUGGCAUUGCGAUUGCGCGCUGCAGAUUGAAAUGAAUGCGAUUUUUAAAUAUCAAAGCUUGAAGUAUGAUCUGCUCUGCUCAACACCAGAACAAUAUCAGAAUUACUAUGUGUUUGAUGAGCGUAUCUGCAAUAUAAUGGAGGAAGAAGGCACAACAGUUGGCUAUUCUACAACUACAACAUCAAAAACAACAACAACAACAACAUACAGCACGGAGUUAAUAACCACCUCAACAACUGUGGCGACAUCCACAACGGAUCAAAUUAUUUUUGUUCCAACGAUUUCCACGGCCGGAACUGUCAAACCUAGUGAAAUAGUGCCACUGGAAUGCACAGUAUCGAAUCAGACAAAGAGGCAAAAUAUUCGAUGGCCUCAAAUUUACUUCUUUCCUCGUGAAUUCGGCGCACUCACUGUGAAAAUAUCGGUCGAUCAGCGGGAUAGCUCCAGCUCGUUUGGUAUAUUUUGGUUCUCGAAAACAACAAAGGAAUUUUACAUGAUGGAAAUGUUGCCGGAUGAGUUUGGUCUUGGCUGCUACUUUACCAUGCCGCUGCAGUCAAUUGUGACCCAACUGGUGCCCAACGUGGCGUAUACAUUUUGUUUGGUCGACGACAAUCAGAAUGCUGUGUCACCUUUCAGUUGCAAGUCCGUUCACAUCGGCAGCAAUUUAAACACACAUUACGCUACAUGGUUAUCGAGAAGAGUGCGUGCAAAAGGUAUUUCUGUGAUGGUUCUGGGCGUCAUUCUAUUUAUGUUCAUCGGCAUAGCGACAGUGUUUUUGGUCCUAAAGCAAAAACCCAUGUUGCUGAAGGGCAGCAAACGAGUCAUCAUGCCAAAGUUUAAAUCUGGCGAAGUCGUCGUGUUGCCGCGAUCCAAUACAGCCGAGUAUCUGAACCAUAAAGAAAGCAUGAUCUCGCGGCUUAAUGCACAAAGAUCAAUUUCCUUCGUAUCACGGAAAAACUCUGUGGAGAGCCUUGCGAGCAGCGACAGCUACAUGGACACCAAUCUGUAUGAGAUCAUUCCGACAUACAUAAGCUUUGAUAAAGUGCCAGAAGUGGAAGCACCCAGUCAUCCGGGCAGCGAGAUACUCGAUAUCUAUCAAUCGCCCCUAAGGUCUACCGAUGAUGACAAAUCUGAUACAGGCAGCGUAAGAUAUGCACAAAUUACGCCGCGAACGAAACGAAUUUCCAGUGAUCCGUUGCCGGCGAUUCCCUCCGAUGUUAGUGAUGUACCUCAUUAAUUUGCAACUAAGAUGAAUUACAAAACAAAAAAAAAAACACCAAAGACACACAGUUCAUAAACCUACCAUACUUUAUAUAAACGUAAUCGUCAAUAAAGGCUCUUGUGUUUAAAGAAUCGAAUUCACAUUCAAUAUGCAGAAAUGGGUAGCACGUAAUCUAUUCCGAUGAGUAUUGGCGAAAUGAUUAUACAAAUCAAUGUUCGUCGUAUUUGUAU